Molecule: messenger RNA, 2038 nt
Organism: Lolium perenne
Lineage: Eukaryota; Viridiplantae; Streptophyta; Magnoliopsida; Poales; Poaceae
Product: probable leucine-rich repeat receptor-like protein kinase At5g49770
Biological process (GO): protein phosphorylation
Molecular function (GO): protein kinase activity; ATP binding
Source: RefSeq, a predicted model, not a curated record
CACGCGCGCACACACAUGGGGUGGGGUGGGGUGGAGUGGGGGAGCCUGGCCCUGGCGAUGGCGCCCCCCUCCUCUUCUUUGACAAAAGGGCGGCCGCCGCAGGGAGGGAGAGAGGGAUCCAACGAUUUUCCAUGUGCGGAGAGGUUGCCUCGCCUCGCCUCGCCUGCCCCUACUCCCAGCAGCUCCAGCUCCAGCACACACCACAGCCCCCCAUCCAUCAUCCUCUUCCUCCGGCCCCUUCUCGCUCCUCGUUCUUGAUUGAUUGAUCGCCACCACCCCCACCCCGGUCCACCCUCUUCUUGCAACUGCUUCUUCUUGAUUGGUCCUGCUCCUACAGCCCACAUACGUAGCCGCAUUGCCCAAUUGAGGCGCCAAUUUGGAGAAAGAUCGCCGCAUUCAUGUGUCCCGGAGCUACACCCACCCACCGAAUUGGGGACUGGCAGUAGGUGUAGGUGAGGUCCAGCCAGCAUUAGCUGGGGGUUUAGAUUUGGGAGGGGGCUGCUUUGACCAUCUGUCAACCGCAGCGCCGCUGCUGCUUACUCUGACGGACAGAAAAUCCCCUCCUCCACUACUUGGCUGAUUCGAUGUCACCGGCACCCGGAUGUCACUGCCGAUCGCCGUCGUAGCCGGCAUUGCCGCCGGUGGAGCCGCCUUGCUCCUCGCGGUGGCCGUGGCGAUCGCGCUCUGGUGCCGGGCGCGCCUCAGGGCCAGGCGUAACCGGACCUCUGAGACAGGCUCCUCCGACCCUUCCACCUUAGUGGAGUGGGGCAAGGGGGGCCGAAGCUCCUCGGCGCCGGAGCACCAGGGCGCGAGGCACUUCUCCUUGGAGGAGCUGGCACUGGCGACCAACGACUUCAGCGAGGCCAACUUGGUCGGCGCCGGGAGCUUCGGCUUGGUCUACAAGGGGCUGCUUCUUGAUGGCUCCGUCGUCGCGAUCAAGAGGCGCAUAGGAGCACCCAGGCAGGAGUUUGCUGACGAGGUUAGGAGGCUUUCAGAGAUUUGUCAUCGGAAUAUCGUAACCCUCAUCGGUUCUUGCCAGGAAGCGGGUCUACAAAUGCUAGUGUUUGAAUUCUCGCCCAAUGGCAAUGUCUCUAGCCAUCUAUAUGAUUCAGGGAAAGGCUUCGCGACACGGCUUGAGUUCAAACAAAGGCUCGCAAUAGCCAUUGGUGCAGCAAAAGGUCUGAAUCAUUUGCAUUCUCUUAUGCCUCCUUUGAUCCACAAGAACUUCAAGACGAGCAAUGUACUGGUCGACGAAAAUUUCAUUGCAAAGGUGGCUGAUGCUGGACUUGUUAGGUUGAUUAGAGGAUAUGAAGAUGUCGGUUCCUCACAUGGGUUUAGCAGCAGCAUCUACCAAGACCCUGAGGCACACUCGGUGGCACAGUUAUCUGAAAGCAGCGACGUGUACAGCUUUGGAGUGUUCCUUUUGGAGCUAAUUACUGGCAGAGAAGCUGCUAGCUUGGCAUCUCAAGAAUCCAGAGAAUCUCUGGCCCAAUGGCUGGAAGCAAAGUUCAGUUCAAAUGAACUGAUUGACCCAAGGUUAGGUGGCGGUUUCACAUCGGAAGGUAUGAAAGAAUUUGUUGGCCUUGCUUUCCAGUGCCUGAACCCAUCCUCCAGAAGGCGACCGAAGAUGAGGCUGGUUGCGGCUGAGCUAGACCAGAUUCUGGAGACGGAGAUGUCCAUGACAACGAUAAUGGGCGAUGGAACCUCCAUCAUCACCCUUGGGAGCCAACUCUUCACGUCUUGAAGACGAAAGAUUGAUUGCAUGUCUGGUAUUUGAUGACAUGAUGAUUGUUUGUAGAGUCUAGCAGCUGUUGGUUAUGAUAAGUUGUACAGGCUCCGUGUUGCUGCGAAUUGAAUUACCAUGUAUGGUUGUUUUUUAGGCUUAUCAUGGUUAUAAUUAUUAUUUGGUAGGAGAGGCAAGAAGAAAUAGAGCUGUAUGUAUAUUUCUUUUUCUUCCUCCGAUUUCCUUUCAAUGAAAUUGUAUGUAGUUUUCAAGUUGUUUGUUCUGUUUUAAUCCCUCGAAGGGAUAUUGAUUUGA